This is a messenger RNA of Orycteropus afer afer, 1500 nucleotides long. NCBI's taxonomy places the organism in Eukaryota, Metazoa, Chordata, Mammalia, Tubulidentata, Orycteropodidae. The record is from RefSeq and is a predicted model, not a curated record.
AUGGCGUCCAGGGCCCCGGAGCCCCGCGCGGCCUCUGGUGGAUGCAGGAGCACGCGCUCUCCUGAUUACCAGGCCAGCUCUGAGGACCCAGGCCCGGGCCGCUUCCAGGCUCCCCCCGCCCCCAAGGCGCAGGCACCUUGCCGCCGGCGCAAUGUGCUCACUGAGCGGGAACGAAGGAGGCGGAUCGCAGGGAGCUGUGAGCAGCUGCGCGCCCUGCUGCCCUGGUUCGAAUGCCGACGGGAGGACAUGGCCUCUGUCCUGGAGAUGACGGUGCAGUUUCUGAGGCUUGUCCACAGGCUGGUGCCCGCCCAGGGGCAGCACGCGGCGCCUGACCCGUCCCCGGAGGUGUGUUCUCACAGGUGGCAGUGGAAGGCUGUGCGGGUGGUACUGGGGGGCCAGGUGCCUGCAGGCACACCGGACCCAGGGUCAGGUGCUCUGGGCCUGGCCAGGCCGCAGGAGCCCCCACGGGGGGCCCCCACCUUGGGGUUGGCUCAGGUACUGGGUGGGCCACCAGCCAGCCCUGGUCAGCAGGCGCCCUGUGAACAAGGCCAGGACUUUGCGUCUUUGGCCAGAGAACCCCGAGAGCCGAGCAUGCCCAGGGUCCCCGAAGGCCGGGCCCCAGCACCACUGUGUCCCCCCUGGGCCCCUCUCUCCCAGCAGCAGCCUUCUUCCCCACUCAGAAGUCCAGCAGCUCAGAGCUGGCCCAGCCCCGACAGGGGACCUGACACGGCCAUGACACCCACGCUGGAUGCCAGGACGCUGGCUUCCAGGGCCAGGGGCUGGGCUCGGCUGUGCGCGCUCAGGGUGGGGUCUUCCUCCCUGCUCAGGUCUGUGCCCGGAUGUGAAGUGGACGGUACAGCCCACCUGCAGGCUGCUAGCCCCGACUGGUGGCUGGGGUCCCCGGGGGGCCGAGGAGGCGGCACCCCCAUCCCGCUGGACAGGGCCGAGCUGGGCUCCCUGGCGGACAGCGGCCCCGGCUUCCAGGAGCUCCAGGAAAGCCUCCUGCAGCAGUGGGGCCCGGACCUGGGCUGCGCGGGCCUGGCGCUGCGCGAGGAGGCCGACAACCUCUUCCCCGACCUCUUUGCCUGCCGCCUGUUCCGGGUGACUGUGGAGCUCAUGGCCCAGAGGGGUGUCUGCUUCCCCAGCCACCUGCCCCGAGGAAAGGAAGCCCCUUCCAGGUCCACCCUCACUCGGGUGCGUGGGGGCCGGGGUUCCAGAGUCCAACGGGUCUCAGUCAUGGAGGAGGCCAGUGCUGGCCGCUGCCCCAGACUGAUCAGGGCCUCACUGGGCUUUGUCCUCUGCUCACCCCCUCUGAGACAGACCCCCCCAAGCCUUCUGAGUGAGUCCCAAUACCUGCAAGCCCCAUUCACGCAUUCUCACCUGAGUCAUUCAGGACUGGGUGAGGAAGGGGCGGUGCUGGGGGGCAAGGGUCCCCUGCUGCUUGAGAUGGAGCUGCUCCAGAGAGGGGCUGUCGGCCUAGACUACCCUCCCGGUUUCUGA